This is a messenger RNA of Peronospora matthiolae, 1245 nucleotides long. The record is from the annotation of a GenBank genome assembly. NCBI's taxonomy places the organism in Eukaryota, Oomycota, Peronosporomycetes, Peronosporales, Peronosporaceae.
AUGCGCGGUCAACUCGAGCUGACGCCGACGUAUUCGGUGCAGCUGGACGGCAAGAUCCUGGCGAACGCGCAUGCGGUAGGCAACGACCUGGACGGCGCCACGGAGCUGCUGUUUGGCUCGUUAACGGGCAAAGUGUCGGUCUGGAAGUGCAGUGGAGAAGCUGUGCAGUGGAGAAGCUGUGCAGUGGAUGGCUCCGUGACAUCCAUUUGUCUCGAUUACUCAGUCACUGGCAGUCUUCGGGUUAUUGUCGCGACGGCCGAAGGAACGUGCGCGGUGUUUUGUUCGGUGGACGGUGUUGAGGAGUUGCAGCUGUGCUUUGAGUUUACUGUCGCUCUGAAUAUCUGUGACAUUGUCCACUUGAACGAUGAGCUCAUUGUGGCAACGCGUGACGGUCGUGUGCUUGUAUACAAACGGAAUGAUGCAGAGGCUGGCAAGGUGGCAGAGUACGCGCAGGUCGCACAAAUGGAGAUCGAUGACGAGGUCGAAAAACUGAUUGUAGUGCAGCCCGAGCUGCUGGAUUCAGAUGCUUCGCCCCAGCUUCUUGUCCGGUGUUUUUCUGGUCGAGUAUUUUGUCUGAGUGGGCCAAGCACAUUGGGGGCAGCUCACAAGCGAGAAAUCGUGCCGUGGAACGGACCACUUACCAGUGGCGAUGGUAUGACUUUCGUCGUUGCCGACAUUGAACUAAACGGAUCGCGAGGCAUGGUCGCGCUUGUAUCCAUGUGCGGUCUAGUAUCGCUCUUCUCAUCAUCAGGAGAAAAGCAGUGGGAUUAUCAGUUGCCAGAAGCUGUGGUCAACGCUGACAAACUCGAAAUGACCGUGCCUGAAGGAGGACGUCAGGAUGCUAUUGUGGUCUGUACUUGGACUGGACAACUGUAUGCGAUUCAAAGCGAGCGAAAACUCGUGCGCUUCCGAAUGCCGCUGCCUGGUUGCUCCAUGUUUUGUGUUGGCAUUUGCGAUUUGACUGCCCAGGUUGACCCCACUAUUGUCGGGAUCAGCACUUCUGGCACAGUUUUCGUUUACCGUGACGUUCAAGACACGCUUAUUCGAGGUCUGCAGGACGUAACGUUGGCGCAUAAAAUCAAGCAGAGCUCUGUGUUUGCUCAACUGGACACCUUAGAAAAGCGAAAAGAUGUGAUGAUGAAGCUGUGCACUACGUUUCCACAAGCUGUCGUGUCCGCCGAGAUUACAAUGCCCAGUGUGGAGGACCUGAUUAAGGUUAUGCUUACUGUUCCUGUGCAGCCGUAG